UGAAACGCGCACAGCUGUGUGCGCGCAUCGCACGGCAACUUUUAUAGAAGCUUGGACCAUCUGCUGCGCUGAUCACAGAUGAAUUCAGUCUGAUAUUCUGGCAGUUUAAGAAAUCGAAGUGUGUUUUUUUUUCACAUAGUUAACCGGUUAAUAUGGGGUCAAAAAGACUAGGAGGUUUUUUAACUGUCUGGCACAGAUGGAUGUUCGGGUUCACCUUAAUGCACACGUUGGCUGUUCUACCUGCCAUCUCUUCUGGGAAAACGAUGAAGUACCAGACCUAUGAAGAAGAUCCCCCUGACACGGUGAUCGGAAACCUCGCCAAGGACAUGUUCCUCAACCCUUCUCUGGAUGCCAAGAGCAGUUUCAGGAUGAUGAAGCAGUUCAACGCCUCUUUCAUCCGGCUGAGGGAGAGCGACGGGCAGCUCACCGUCGGGGAGCGCAUCGACAGGGAGAAGAUCUGCAAACACACCCUCCAGUGUGUCAUCUCCUUCGACGUGGUGUGCUUCUCCAAAGACCAGUUCAAGCUGAUCCACGUCGAAGUCGAGGUGAAGGACAUCAACGACAACUCCCCCGAGUUUCCCGACAAUGAGUCCACCCUGGAGAUCUCCGAAAACGCAGCGGUUGGGGUCCGGAUUCCUUUGGACGUGGCCGUGGACGAGGACGUGGGCUCAAACUACAUUCAGAGCUACCAGAUCUCAGUGAACAGUCACUUCACCAUUGACGUGCUGAACAGAGCAGAUGGGGUUAAAUAUGCGGAGUUGGUGCUAAUGAAAGAGCUCGACAGGGAGACUCAGUCGUUCUACGUUCUAGAGCUUGUUGCUGUGGACGGAGGAACACCUUCCAGAUCAGGUUCCACCAGAAUAAACAUCAAAGUGAAAGACUUCAAUGACAAUAGUCCCGUGUUCGACCAGAGCAGUUUGACUGUCGAUUUACUUGAGGACGCACCGGUUGGCUUCCUUCUGCUGGAUUUAAACGCAGUUGAUCCCGACGAGGGUUUAAACGGCGAGGUCGUCUAUGCCUUCGGGAGCCACGUAUCUGCGGAGAUCCGGCAACUUUUCAAAGUGGACCGCAAAACAGGUCGCCUGACGCUCGAGAGCCCAAUAGAUUUCGAAACGAAGAAGACGUUCGAGUUAGACAUCCAGGCGUACGACCUGGGUCCCAACCCGACGCCUUCGACGUGCAAAAUAAUAAUCCAGGUUCAAGAUGUUAAUGACAAUGCCCCGGAAAUCAGCAUCACGCCCAUGACUUCCAUCACGGCGGGGAUCGCGUACAUCACGGAGGCUGCGGCCAAGGACAGCUUCGUGGCGCUGAUCAGCACCUCGGAUAGGGACUCCGGAGCGAACGGCCAGGUGCACUGCACUCUGUACGGACACGACCACUUCAAACUCCAGCAGGCUUACGAAGACAGCUACAUGAUCGUCACCACGGCUCCCCUGGACAGAGAAAAGAUAGCAGAAUACAAUUUAACCGUGGUGGCCGAGGAUCUGGGAUCACCGCCCUUUCGGACAAUAACUCAGUACACCAUCAGGCUGAGCGACGAGAACGACAACGCCCCUCAAUUCAGCAAACAGGUGUACGAAGUUUCCGUGGUGGAGAACAACGCGCCAGGUGCGUACAUCACCACCGUGGUGGCCAGGGAUCUAGACCUGGGGCAGAACGGCAAAGUCAUUUACCGCCUUUUGGACUCGUAUGUCACGGGCUCUCCCGUGUCCACUUUCGUGUCGCUUGACCCAGCUACAGGUUCCAUCUAUGCACUGAGAAGUUUCAAUUACGAGGUCAUCAAACAGCUGUCCCUGCGGAUCCAGGCUACGGAUGGGGGGUCGCCACCCCUUCACAGCAGCGCGGCCGUCAAUCUAAAAAUAGUUGAUCAGAAUGACAACGCACCUUCCAUCGCGCAGCCCCCCCUUAAUAACGGGUCUGCUGAAGUCCUGCUGCCAAAAGAUGCUCCUUCGGGUUAUAUCAUAACCCAGAUAAAAGGUAAAGAUGCUGACGAGGGCGUAAACGCAGAGUUGUCCUACAAAAUCCUGAGUGGGGAGGAUGCGGUGUUCUCCAUCAACAAGGCCACGGGGGAUAUAUACCUAAACCGCGUGCUGAGUUAUGAUGUUAACCAAAGCUUGCAUGUGACGGUCGGAGUCAAUGACAACGGCAGACCUUCAUUGACUUCUACAGCCACCAUCCGAUUUACCAUCGUCGCGGGAGCGCCCCCCAGUGGCCGUGCAACAGUUAAAGAGAACAAGCAGCGGGAGCUCAUUCAGUGGGACACGUCCAUUGUGAUAAUACUCAUUCUGGCGGGCAGCUGCUCCAUACUCCUGUUAGCCAUCAUCUUAAUUGCCACCACAUGCAACAGAAGGAAGAGGUUAAGGAAAGGCAGCGGAUUUCCAGAAGAUGUGGACAUGCCACAGCUGGAGAAAGGGAAGAUGAGCAGUGAUUCUCUCAUCUCGGGUCACGACGGAAACGCGUUUGAAGCCGCUCCGUUUUCCAGCAAGACGCAUUUCACGAAAUCGCACACGAGCGGUAACAUCGCAAGCUCGGAAAAUGACAGCGGGAGAAGCUAUGAGGCUGAAAGCAGGAUCAGGGGUGGUAAACUGGAGGGAUACUCUACCCUCCCUGGCUACGGAAAAGAGGCAGCCAAACCCAUCGCAAUCUGGAAAGGCAACUCGUACUCGACGAUCCCCGCCAGAGACCCGCAGUUCAGCGGAAAGGACAGCGGGAAGGGGGACAGCGACUUCAACGACAGUGACUCUGACAUCAGCGGAGACGGCAGCAAGAAGGACUCUUUCCAAAUUAAUGCUCAGAAUGGUCUGUGGGCGUGCACGAGCGAGUGCAAGAUCCUCGGUCACUCGGACCGCUGCUGGAGCCCCUCGGCCACGCGCGAGAGCGGCGGCGCGCGCCCGGCGGUGCCGCACCUGUCCUCCUUCAGCAAGACGGCGUCCCUGCCGCGCGACCCCCUCCGCAGAGACACGUGCCACGCGGCGCACAUUCCCAAGACGGUGGGCUUGCAGAGCGUCUACGAGAAGGUCCUGCACAGAGAGUACGAUUACGUGCUCGUGUCCCCGCAGCGGCCCAGCCGCGUGCGAGAAGCCAAUGAGAUCAAUGAGAUCGCGAUCCCCGUGUAUUCACCCCCCGCACCGCGGUGUCCCUCCAACAACGUCUAAAGCUUUUUUUUUUUUUUUUUUUGACAAUUUAUAGUGAGAAAACAA
Molecule: messenger RNA, 3200 nt
Organism: Scleropages formosus (Asian bonytongue)
Lineage: Eukaryota; Metazoa; Chordata; Actinopteri; Osteoglossiformes; Osteoglossidae
Gene: pcdh8.2
Product: protocadherin 8
Exons: 3
Coding region: 153-3155 (1000 amino acids)
Biological process (GO): homophilic cell-cell adhesion
Cellular component (GO): plasma membrane
Molecular function (GO): calcium ion binding
Source: RefSeq, a predicted model, not a curated record